Molecule: messenger RNA, 798 nt
Organism: Camelus dromedarius (Arabian camel)
Lineage: Eukaryota; Metazoa; Chordata; Mammalia; Artiodactyla; Camelidae
Product: protein FRG2
Exons: 4
Coding region: 1-798 (265 amino acids)
Source: RefSeq, a predicted model, not a curated record
AUGGAAUCGGGAACUGAAGUCCUACACCCUCACAGCCCCUCCAACGGACACCCCACUGACCAGCCCACCUUCCAACAGAGUUCCGUGGAAGAAAGGGCCUCAGAUGCGGAGGAGAAAAUAGCCGAAGAAAAUGGCAAGACGUUCUCUUUCCAGUUAGAUGAGAGCCAGGCUGAAAGGCCAGGGUCAGAGCCCAAGAGUGAUGGGGAAGACAAUGCCAACAAAACAGAGCCCGAUGGUGGAAACAGCUGCAUUGCUCCCUCAGAUUCAGAAGGCAGCUCCAGCCCGGAGAGGAAGAUCAAUUCCAGGGACAGCACCUACGAGAGAAUAGGGGCCUCUCCAAAUAAGCGCAGUAUGACUUCGGAGAAGAAGAAACAAACGGCCUCUGACGCUGGCCUCGGGAGCGAGAGUGGAGAGACCCGGGAUGCCCGCCCCAGGGGACCCCAGGGGAGGCGCCGGGGGCGCAGCAAGCGACCCAGAUCCGGGUCCCCAGGAGACCAGCCGCCUCCACUUCGGAAAAGCCUCGUGACCUCCCUGCGCUCUAUGUCGGAGGCCAUUUUUCAGAACAUAGUUCAAGUGUACAACCAGCAGGGAGACUCACCGCCCAGCUGGGAGGAGCUGGCCCAGCUGCGUGGGCGCCUGUGCGCAGCGGUGCAGACUUUCUACGCCGUGGCCGACCAGGCGGCCUACGUGUUCCCUGCUGAGAGCUGGCUCGUCCCAGCCCCGCUGCCCGGGCCGUGGGGUCCUGCCAGGGAUGGAGGAGCAGGUCCUUGCUCCGAGGACGCGCCCCCUCUUCCCUAG